Molecule: messenger RNA, 2357 nt
Organism: Porites lobata
Lineage: Eukaryota; Metazoa; Cnidaria; Anthozoa; Scleractinia; Poritidae
Source: the annotation of a GenBank genome assembly
AUGGUACGCGGAGCAAGUGGCGUCCAAUCGCGUGUUCAACCUGCAAGCCAAACUGUUGAAAUACUGCCAAUCCGACGUCCGGAUCCUGAAACAGGCGUGUACCCUCUUCGAGCGCGAAUUCAGGGGCAUUUGCGGGUUCGACCCCUUCGAACAAUGCAUCACCAUCGCCUCGGCGUGCAACGUGGCCUACCGUCGCCAUUGGAUGUGGCCCCGAACCCUGGCCGUCGAACCCCUGCACGGCUGGCAUCCGCAGAUCCGUCAAUCGAGAGUUGCCUUGGAAUGGUUGUACCACCUGGAACGGAUCCUGCCCCCACCCACGGACGGUGAACCGCGCCUACGCCACAGCCGUAACGGAGGCGAAGUGCUGUUCCGGAUCGGCGAGCAUCGCUACCACGCGGACGGCUACGAUCCGCGCACCGGGUUCGUGUACGAAUUCUACGGGUGUUUCUACCACGGGUGCCCCGAAUGUUUUCCUCAACGACACCAGCGGCACGCCAAACUCGACGGGGCCACGCCCCACGAACUGUACACGCGCACGGUCCAACGGGCCGAGCAUAUUCGUCAAGGCGGUCACGUGGUGGUCGAAAAGUGGGAGUGCGAAUGAGACGCCCAAAAGAGGGAGGAUCCCGAGUUGCGCCUGUGGGCCGAGACCCUGGAUCUGGUGACGCCCCUGGAUCCCCGCGAGGCCUUCUUCGGCGGACGGACCGAAGCCGUGCGAGCCCACUGUCAGGCCCAGCCGGACCAACACAUCUUCUACGACGAUUUCACGUCCCUGUACCCGUGGGUCAAUAAGAACUGCAAGUACCCCGUGGGUCAUCCCGUCAUUCACACGCAGUUUACCUGCCAGACCCCCGAAGACUGGGACCGACUGGUGCGCCAGCAAUCGUACGGGUUGGUCCAAUGCCGCGUCCUGCCGCCUCACUACCUGUUUCAUCCCGUGCUGCCCGUCCGCGUGGCCGGCAAGUUGUUGUUUCCCCUGUGCGUCCAAUGCGCCCGAGACCAAGUGCCCCUGCCCUGGACGGAACGCACCCACGUCUGCGACCACACCCCUCGCGAACGAGCCUUCGUGGGGACCUGGUGCACACCCGAAUUGGUCCCGGCCCUGGACCAAGGGUACGUGCUCCUCCACAUCUACGAACUGUGGCACUUUCGUCAGACCUCCACCACCCUGUUCAGGGAUUACAUCAAUACCUGGAUCAAAGUGAAACAGGAAGCCGACGGCCGGCCCUCGCCCGAGGUGGAAAAAGAUCCCGCCUUGCAGAUCGAGUACCUGGAAGAGUUUCGAAGCGUCGAAGGGGUGAUCCUCGACCCGGCCAAGAGACCAAGACCAAGUGCCCCUGCCCUGGACGGAACGCACCCACGUCUGCGACCACACCCCUCGCGAACGAGCCUUCGUGGGGACCUGGUGCACACCCGAAUUGGUCCCGGCCCUGGACCAAGGGUACGUGCUCCUCCACAUCUACGAACUGUGGCACUUUCGUCAGACCUCCACCACCCUGUUCAGGGAUUACAUCAAUACCUGGAUCAAAGUGAAACAGGAAGCCGACGGCCGGCCCUCGCCCGAGGUGGAAAAAGAUCCCGCCUUGCAGAUCGAGUACCUGGAAGAGUUUCGAAGCGUCGAAGGGGUGAUCCUCGACCCGGCCAAGAUCGAACGCAACGAGGGUCGACGCACGUUGGGCAAAUUGAUGGCCAACAGUUUCUGGGGCAAAUUCGGCCAACGCACCAACAAGACCCAGGUGACCACCUGCAAGGACCCCGAGAGCUUCUUCGACAUCUUUCUCGACGGCAAACGCGACAUCCAUCGCAUCCUGCCCGCCGGCGAACAGAUGAUCGACGUGUACCACUCGUUCAAGGAAGACGUGGGCGAACUGGGCACCAACACCAACAUCUUCGUGGCCGCUUUCACCACCGCCCACGCGCGCGUCAAACUGUAUCACGACGGACUGCUCCCCCUGCACACCCGCGUCCUGUACAUGGACACGGAUUCCGUGGUGUACCUGGCCACCCAAGGCGAGACCCAUCUGCCGCGAGGACGUUUCCUGGGCCAAUUCAAGGACGAACUGAAAGGCGACGUCAUCAACGAAUUCGUGGCCGGCGGAACCAAAAAUUACGCCUACCGCACCCGUUCGGGACAAGAAUGCUGCAACGUGCGCGGUUUCACCCUCGACGCCCGGGGACAAGCCGUCCUGAACUUCGAGAGCGUCCGAAGCCUGGUGCAACUAGACAUGAACGAGCCUCUGGAUCGUCCCAGAACGCUGUCCGUCGACAACCCCCAUCACAUCGUACGGAACGUCACCGACAAGACGCUCCAUUCCGUGCCGCAACGCAAGACCUACUGCAUGGUCCAAGACAAACGG